Messenger RNA from Esox lucius (northern pike), 3687 nucleotides. RefSeq names its product double C2-like domain-containing protein alpha. The record is from RefSeq and is a predicted model, not a curated record. The coding region runs from base 812 to 2146 and encodes 444 amino acids. NCBI's taxonomy places the organism in Eukaryota, Metazoa, Chordata, Actinopteri, Esociformes, Esocidae. The transcript is spliced from 11 exons.
GGAGAGAUACUGAGAGGGGUAGAGGAAGACAGACUUGAGCAGAAAUGCUAGGAGAGGGAGAGAAGAGAGACUGAGAGGAGAGGAGGGACGGACAGGCUGGAAGCAAUAUAAAGGGGAGAGAGCGAUAAAGAGGGGAGAGAGCGAUAAAGAGGGGAGAUAGACAGAUACAGACACAGUCUGCAUGGACUGGCUUCGAAAGGGAACACAUCAGAAAAGACCGAUAAAGGGAGGAAGAAGAUUUUUUUCUGGCGGCCCUGGACAACUGCAACAGCGGACUGAAGGAACAACAGCGAGUGUGUGGAAAAAAAGAAGAGAAGGCGAGAGGGAGGAGAGAGACAAAUAUAGAUAGAUAGAUAGAUAGACAGAUAGAUAGGUAGAUAGAUAGAAAUAUAGAUAGAUAGAUGGAUAGUGAAGACAGAGAUAGUCAACCACACGCUGAACAGCUUGUCAAGGAAUUACUCUCUUUUAAUUUAAUUUUCCUUCUCUUUGACUCCCUCUAUCGUCUUCCUCUUCUACCCAGCCUUUUCUCUGCCCCCUCUCCCCACGCUCCAUUUUUCUGUCAACUUUAACUAUUCAUGCGCUAGAUUUUUUAUGAUAUCACCAGAGCUCUAGCUCCAUCUCCCCGUGACACUCUCCUUCUUUCACGCUCCCUCUCUCUCCAUCUCUCUCUCCUUCUCUCUCUCCUUCUCUCUCUCCGAAUUCAUUCCCUCUUAUCCUAGCCACCUGUUAGUCCAAAAUCUUUCUUCACCGGAAUUUCCUCGCAUAUUUUUUCUUUUUUUCUAUCUGGAGUUUCAAACUAUUUCUUAGCCGGAUGACUGUACGAAAGGGAAACAAGCGCCUGGCCAUCUCUAUCCAGGAACACAUGGCUAUCGACGUCUGCCCAGGCCCCAUCCGCCCCAUCCGACAGAUCUCUGCCUACUUCCCCCGCCUCUCGCCCACUUCUUCAGCCUCUGAGCUGGAUCCAGCCAAUGAGGCUGGGUUUCCCUCCGAGCUCGGCCCUGGCAGCGGAGUAGGGGCAGUGGGGGGAGGAGGAGGGGGCAGCGGUGGCCUGUUGACCCCGCUCCUGGCGGGGGCGACGGGGGACGGCGAAGGGGGCGGCCUUUCGGCCACAAGCAGCAUGGACACAUCUAUCGAGAUCGACAGCGGAGACAGCGAUGACAGCACUGCCCUGGGGACAUUGGAGUUUGACCUGCUGUAUGAGCGAGCCACCAGCUCUUUACACUGCACCGUCAUAAAAGCCAAGGGUCUGAAGCCAAUGGAUUUCAAUGGCCUGGCUGAUCCUUACGUCAAGCUGCAUCUGCUCCCAGGAGCCUGCAAGGCGAACAAACUGAAGACCAAGAUAGUGCGCAACACCCUGAACCCCGUGUGGAAUGAAACACUUACCUACCAAGGCAUCACAGAGGAGGAUAUGUACCGGAAAACACUCAGGGUGUCUGUGUGUGACGAGGACAAGCUGACGCAUAAUGAGUUCAUCGGGGAGUCACGGGUGGCCCUGCGCAGAGUGAAGCCGGACCAGACCAAACACUUUAACAUCUGCUUGGAACACCCACCGCCUCUUCCCUCCCCAACAGCUUCCCUUCCAAUCAAUCCAGCAGUAAGAGGCAUUUCUUGCUACCUGAGAGAGUGGGAGAAUGAACAGCAGACGUGUCUGGAGGAGAGGGGUCGUCUGCUGCUAUGCCUGCAGUUCCUCCCCCCGUCCGAUGUGGUCGAUACGGAGGUCAAAGGGGAAGCCAAGGAGAGGGCCAGCGGAGGACUUUGUGUGGGGGUGCGACGAUGCGCCCACCUAGCCGCCAUGGACGUUAAUGGAUUCUCAGACCCCUACGUCAAAACGUACCUCAAGCCAGACCUGCAGAAGAAAUCCAAGCAUAAAACGGCUGUCAUAAAAAAGACCCUUAACCCAGAGUUUAAUGAGGAGUUCUUCUAUGAGAUCUCCUUCAAGGAGCUCUCCACCAAGACCUUGGAGGUUACUGUCUGGGACUACGACCUUGGGAAGUCCAAUGAUUUCAUUGGAGGUGUGUCCUUAGGCUGUCACUCACAAGGAGACAGUCUUCAGCAUUGGAUAGACUGUCUGAAGAACAAGGGCAUGAAGGUUGAGCGAUGGCACACAUUGACCAAUGAGCUACCUGGAUCCACAUUCCAAGAAUGAAAACAGGUCAAUAAUAUCUAACUCUGGUACUGUUUUGUGCUCUAAUGGAAUUCUGGAAGGAAGGCUGUUCAUCUUUGCAUGUUAUGGACAUGUAUUCUGCAUGACUUGAACAUUUGAGGUCUAUACUUUAAACCAUGAAAAGGUUUGGAAGUAAUCCAAAUAUUUCCCAGAGGCCGCAAUAAGUGAAUGUGGGGGUCGUUCAGUAAGGAGCAAUAUUUCAGAAAUAAAUGUUAAGCAUAGAUAAUACAUUUCCAUAUUGUUAUUCUCUUUCAUGUUUAAUCUUAAACUAUUGUAAAAAAUGCUCACUAGGUUAUUGAACAGGCCCCCUGUGAAAAGUAGAAAUUGACAAUGACAUAAUAUAAAUCAUGUCUGAGGCAGAGAAAAAAAUAACUCAUUAUUUUCUCAAUUCACUCAUUAUUUAUACUGUCGCAUUUAUUUAUUCCUCUGAAAUUAGAUUUGGUUCUUUCAUUAACUUCCGAUUCUCCCUGACCUAGAAAUUGUGGAAAACAUCUCAAUCUACCGCUCUUCUCAAUGCCUGCAUACCUCUCCCUGCGCAAUAACGUCUCGCCUAAUGCUUCCGAAGAAUUCUAAGUGGUCUUAUUAAUGAUAAACAUUUUGUAUUGAUUGAUUAAAUUACCAUUAAAUUGCCUGCAUAUGGUAGUUCAUUUGAUAAACAGUGCAAUGUAGUAAGACAAUUUGUUCUUCCGUUUGUGUGUGACUUACUUGCAUGAGUGGUGUAAAAAAAUAUAUGAAAAAUAAUUUAAAUUAAAGAUAGGACUCUCCGGCAAAAUUUUGGGGGAACAGACAUAAAUGCUUAGAGGGCUUUGUUUGAAAAUGUAUUUGGAAAAACAACAUUUGCAGAAGAAACAAUUGUACAAGUAAAACAUUGUGGAAAGGUAUUUCUAUUUCAAAUUUCUUUUUUUUCCAGAUCUGCUUGCAUACAUAUGUUAUUCAAACUUUCCUUCAAUCAAUUCUUCCUUCAAAUGGUUAUGCAAUCACUACCCCUUUUGCCAUGAACGACUUCUUUAAAAUCAUCUUUAUGGAUUAUUAUGAUGUUCUAUUUGUUAUAGAUUUACUGCAGUAUAUGUACUACUUGUAGUUUUUUGGACAAGAGGUGUCAUACUUUCCAACUAAUAACCCUUGUACACGUUUAAGUAAAACUGGUGUCCAACCCAUACAACAAUGGUUAUUAUGAGUCUGUGCACAAGUGUUCAUGCACGUCCUUGAGUGUGUAGGGGAUAUGGAGAUUGAUUUGCAGCAUGUGCCAUACUGUGAAUAUUAACAGGCCACAAGCAAACGGAAGCCAUCAAGUUGGGGUUGUUUGGUGUAUCAGAAAUAAAUAUACAGGAAAUUGAACAAAGCAGUGUAUUUUAUCAUGGCACCACAGGUUUCGUAUACUACAAGUGUCCUAAAGGCAUGUUCAAAUACAGUGGUGUCAUUAACAUGUAAAUAGAUGCUGUCUUUCUGCACUUUGGCUGUUGUCCUUGUACCAACUAGAAUAUUGUGCAUGGGCUUUUUCAUAAAAUGCUUGUUUAUAUGGA